Didymella exigua CBS 183.55 is the source of this 1299-nucleotide messenger RNA. RefSeq names its product heme-dependent catalase. Lineage: Eukaryota; Fungi; Ascomycota; Dothideomycetes; Pleosporales; Didymellaceae. The record is from RefSeq and is a predicted model, not a curated record. Gene Ontology annotation, cellular component: peroxisome; cytoplasm; mitochondrion. Bases 466 to 1257 code for a protein of 263 amino acids. Gene Ontology annotation, biological process: response to hydrogen peroxide; hydrogen peroxide catabolic process. Gene Ontology annotation, molecular function: heme binding; catalase activity. The transcript has 4 exons.
CUCCGUCUGCGCCUACAUGCAUACAUUCCUCGAUAUUCACAUCUACUUCUGAGACGGGUUGAGACUGAUCCUGCCGUCAGGGAACUUGCGGAAGAGAUCGGCAAUGCGGUCGAAAAUGGCGACUGGAAGUCCACCGGGCCCCCUGACCACCCACUCAGCUUGAAGCUAUGAAUGCGCCCGCCGCAGCUCCCACGUUAAUGCCACGUGAACGCGGCGAGCUUUGUGUUAGCUCUCAACUCCACACGUCAACAGUAUGUCACUUUGACAGCUUUGUCGCGACACGGGUCCGUCAUGUACGCGAAAUGGCUCUUGGUAUGCCCCUCGUAUCUUUCUUAAGCGCCCGCUGGGCCUUCGACGAAGGUAAACUCCAAUUUUCUCCCGCAACUCAACGCAGCCAUUCCUUCAAGCACUUCCGCAAACACCAAUCAGAACGACCCUUUGCAGCACCCAUUGCAGGCCACGGCUAUGGCCAUUCAAGGGGCUGUUCAGGGUGAAGGUCGUGCUCCUCGCAUGAGCCACAUGGCCAGUGCCAACGAGGGCGCUGCAGACAUAAUUGCAAUGGUUUCUGGAGCCGUUCAGAGAGGAAAGCGUGAAGAUGAUGGCGCUAACCUCACUAAUAACGAGGGCAUUCCGUUUCCUGACCCAGCUCAUAGCAAGACUGUUGGCGGUAUCCCCGUAGCUAGCGAUGUUUUUCUGUUCCAGAAGCAGCAGCACUUUAACCGAUCGAAGCAGCUCGAGCGCAUGGUGCGCCCUUGUGGAUCUGGUGCUUUUGGUUACUUCGAGUGCACCAAGGACGUCACAUCACUCACAAAAGCCAACUUCCUGUCAAGUGUCGGCGAGAAGACUCCCAUGUUCAUCCGAUUCUCUACCGUCACGCCCGGACGCGAGUUCCCUGACGAGGCGCGUAACCCUCGUGGUUUUGCCAUCAAGUUAUACACCACGGAGGGAAACUACGACAUCGUCGGACUGAACUUCCCCAUCUUCUUCUGUCGAGAUCCCAUCCAGGGCCCCGAUGUCAUUCGAUCCCAGUACCGCAAUCCAAAGAACUUCCUUUUCGACUACGACGGUGUCUUCGACUUGCUUGCAUGUACCCCCGAGGACAAUCAUGCUGGUCUCAUGUUCUUCAGUGAUCACGGCACUCCUAAGGGGUGGCGUUUCAACCACGGAUACGGCUGCCACACCUUCAAGUGGGUCAAUGCUGAGGGCAGAUUUGUGUACAUCAAGUACCACUUCAUUGCAAAGCACGACCAGAAGUAGUUUACAUAGGAGCAAACUACACAGAUGUGUGGUGAAGAUCCC